Mollisia scopiformis is the source of this 693-nucleotide messenger RNA. RefSeq names its product putative glutathione S-transferase. The record is from RefSeq and is a predicted model, not a curated record. Lineage: Eukaryota; Fungi; Ascomycota; Leotiomycetes; Helotiales; Mollisiaceae. The transcript has 4 exons. The coding region runs from base 1 to 675 and encodes 224 amino acids.
AUGCCUACCCAAGAGCAGGACUUCAAAGUAACCAUUCAUUGGCUAGAAAGCUCUCGAGCUCAGCGAGUUUUAGUUCUCUUGGAAGAACUGAACCUGAAAUAUGACAUUCAAGCCUACAAACGAGACAAAGACGGGCUUGCGCCAAGCGAACUUCAAAAUAUCCAUCCACUGGGCAAAUCGCCAACAGUCGUGAUCGAAACUCCCAACGAGCAACCUCUUGUUCUCGCCGAGUCAGCUACUGAGGAGUGGAUGAGGUUUCGUUACUUUUCGCAUUACAUUGAGGGUAGCUUGAUGUCAUUGUUGGGUAUUGCGGCUGUGAUUCGAAACAUACAGAACGCUCCCGUGCCAUUCUUCAUCAAACCCAUCACUCGGAUGAUAUCAGGCAAGAUCAGCGAAAGCUUCCUCGAUCCCAACUUCAAACGGCACUUUAACUUCCUUGAGAGCCAACUGGCGAGUUCACCGAAUCAUGGGGAGUAUCUCGCUAGGGAAAAUUUGACCGUCGCGGACAUUAUGAUCGUUUUCCCACUCCAGGCAGCUAUUGAAUGGGCUGGUCUAUCGAAAGGCACUCAUCCGAAGCUUCAUGACUAUUUGCAGAGAAUGGCGGCAAGAGAAUCUUCUAGAAAAGCGGAGAAGAGGAUCGUUGAGGCUACGGGUUCAUUCAAGCCCGUAUUUUAGAUCAGAACUCGGUUGAAG